CAAUCCACCGAUUGCUGAGUGCUCCCCCUGGCCCGCCUCUGUUGACCCUCCUCUCUUUCUCUCUCCUCUCUCCCUCUCUUGGGGGAAGACUGUUUACACCAGGAGUGAAAAGGGAGUCAAGAAAGUACCAUGGAGCUUUGAACAGUAAAGGGAGUACGAUAACAAGAUUGAUUUGAACAAGUGGUGAGAAAAAACGGGAUUUUAAUUUCCUGGGUGGCUGCAUUUUCUUUACUGGGCUUCUGCUGGAGAGACAGAAGAGGAGGAAGAAUUCAUGGCUACAGUUCCUCAAGAAGCGAUCAAUGAGCUCCAAGCUCUGAUGGAUCGAGUUGACGAGCCGUUGAUGAGAACAUUCGAGAACAUUCAUCAAGGGUAUCUUAAAGAAACUUUGGUGCGUUUUCUAAAGGCGAGAGAAGGCAAUGUUGCCAAAGCCCAUAAAAUGUUAUUGGAUUGUUUGAAGUGGCGUGUUCAAAAUGAGAUUGAUAUCAUUUUGUCGAAACCAAUUAUCCCUGAUGACUUGUACAGAGCUGUGCGGGAUUCACAACUUAUUGGAUUGUCAGGUUACUCCAAGGAGGGACUCCCAGUAUAUGCUAUCGGGGUUGGGCUUAGCACCUUUGACAAAGCUUCAGUUCAUUAUUACGUGCAAUCACAUAUUCAAAUCAAUGAAUACAGAGACCGUGUAAUUUUGCCUUCUGCAUCCAAAAGGUACGGGCGACCUAUUACCACUUGUUUGAAGGUUCUAGAUAUGUCCGGCCUGAGGCUUUCAGCCCUCAGUCAGAUAAAGUUGUUGACUAUUAUAUCGACUGUUGAUGACUUGAACUACCCUGAAAAGACGAAUACCUAUUACAUUGUGAAUGCUCCAUACGUCUUUUCUGCUUGUUGGAAGGUUGUGAAACCACUUUUGCAAGAGAGAACGAGAAAGAAAGUUCAGGUGUUGCCUGGUUGUGGACGUGAUGAUCUACUAAAGAUAAUGGAUUACAGUUCCCUCCCACAUUUUUGCAAGGGGGAAGGUUCGGGUUCUGGUCGGCAUACAUCAUACGGUCCAGAAAAUUGCUACUCGUUGGACCAUCCCUUUCACCAACAGCUUUACAGCUAUAUCAAGGAGCAAUCUCAGAGACGUCAACCCAUCCAACCCAUCAAACAGGGCUCUUUUCAUGUUGCGCUGCCUGAGGCCGCUGCAGAAGGGACAGAGAUCGCUAAAACCAUAGAAUCCGAGCUACAGAAGUUUGAAACGGAAGUGGGAUGCCUGACUCACUGGAUGGCCUUAAAAUCAAUGGCGAGUGAAGCCGUUGGGAUCAAAAUGCUUCGGACGACCAUUUGCAGCGAUGAAUCUAACAAGAGCUGAUCAUUGCCUUGAUUCAACUACGUGAACGAUGAUGUGUGGGCCAUUUCCAGUCACGCGACGUAACAGCACAGUAUGGGUGGCUCUCCCUAUUGUCUAUGUUAUCUUCUUGAGGUAACCUGAUGCAGCCGGAUGUACCUUAGUGUCCUGAAUAGCCUAAAGCCAUGUUCCUAUCAGAUGUAUGACCUGGCAUGUUGUAAUAUUCAUUUCCAUAUGCAAGUUAACAUCAUUUCCACCUAGGGAUCUCUUGGAGGCUCUCAGAUUUUAAAGGAGAUGUUCCUCAUCUUCUUUACACGAUAUGACUGUCGGAUGUUGCAAAUGUUUACUAGCAAGUCUAGCUAGUCAAUGUCUUCGGUUUCGUUGUUCAUAAUGUAUGCAUUAGGCGCAUUUCUAUUUUAAGCAAUGAAUAUUCUGU
Molecule: messenger RNA, 1754 nt
Organism: Eucalyptus grandis
Lineage: Eukaryota; Viridiplantae; Streptophyta; Magnoliopsida; Myrtales; Myrtaceae
Product: phosphatidylinositol/phosphatidylcholine transfer protein SFH9
Exons: 11
Coding region: 272-1342 (356 amino acids)
Source: RefSeq, a predicted model, not a curated record